Coniosporium apollinis CBS 100218 is the source of this 774-nucleotide messenger RNA. RefSeq lists its product as uncharacterized. Lineage: Eukaryota; Fungi; Ascomycota; Dothideomycetes. Bases 1 to 774 code for a protein of 257 amino acids. The transcript is spliced from 3 exons. The record is from RefSeq and is a predicted model, not a curated record.
AUGUCUUAUCCUCUCACACAAAUAGGAGGCAGAGCCUUCAACCACGCCCAAUCCUCCUCCGCAGAAGCCGAAUACGACCGCCUGCGCGCCCUCGCGCGCACCGAGAACGGCAAGAAGCAAUCCUGCUUCGACCGCGCCCACCAAGCCUACCAGCGCGGCGACGGCGCAGAAGCGCACGAGCUAUCCGAGGAGGGCAAGAGGCAUGCGCGGCUGGCGGACCAGUAUAACAAGCAAGCGAGCGAUUAUAUCUUCCGGGAGAACAAUGCGGUGGGAAGGGUGGAUGGGGACACGAUUGAUCUGCAUGGGCAGUUUGUCGAGGAGGCCGAGGAUAUACUGGAGCAGAGGAUUCGAUAUGCGCAAUCUACGGGACAGACGCAUUUGCAUGUAAUUGUGGGGAAGGGGAACCACAGCUACAACCACGUCCAAAAGCUCAAACCGCGCGUCGAGCAAGUGUGCCGCGAGCUAGGCUUGCAAUACGCGACAGAGGAGAAUGCGGGGCGUAUAUACGUAAACCUCCAGGGAGGUCCAGCGCACAUGCCGAACGCGCAGUACGGCAGCGGCUACCAGCACGGCGGCGAAGGAGGAUAUCCGGGGCAGCAGCAGUACCACGGACAGCAACAUCACGGACAGCAGCAACACGGUGGACAGCAACAUGGCGGACAGCCUCAUGGCGGUCAUCAGCAGCAACAUGGCCAGAACGACGAGAUUGAGCAGGUUGUCAAGAAGGUCUUGCCGAGGUUGCUGAAGAGGCUAGGUUGCUGCACGGUGAUGUGA